CUUAUUCUUGUUGUCUUUAUUGUUAGAUCCGAUAUGGCAGGAUUUUGUCUCAAACGGUACCGCACUAACCUGAACCAAUCAACCAUGAUCAAAUGAUGUCAAAAAUAAACAAAUGUUUUAUUUGCUUAUCAAAAUUAAGUUAGAAUACUGCUCAUUUGCCUCAUUUAUCAAGAGUUGAACUUCAACAUACUCCGGUAAUAUUUUUGUGACUAUUCGUGUUUCUACGCUGCACAAUGAGUGUUCAGCCUUCAGAAACUGAUAAUCAAAGUAUCGGAUCGACUUCUUCGGAUCUCCUGGAAGAACCCAAAUUGCGAUUACGGUCCAAUUCAUUCUCGGAGAAUCGAGGGAACAUCGCUUAUUUGGCAGAGUCGGAGAAAUUAAAGGUCGAAAUUGAAAUUUUGAAAGGCGAGCGUGAUAAACUUAGAAAUGAAGUUCAGAGUUAUUUAAAUAAUCAAACUGAAACUGAGCAGUCGGCUAAUCUAUUUGGGUUUUCUUACGAGCCUAAUACGCAGCUAAUGAAGUGUGUUUUGGAGCGAAGCAAAGUCAAGAUGAACCAAAUGCUUUUUUAUUUUGAAAAGGACGAUAACAAAAAGCCGAGCGAAGUUGCUGUGUCGAAUCGUUCUCGGCUUGCAAAAGAAGAAUUACACGAAGAUUUAUCAGCCCAGAAGUUGAAAGAGAAUAUUCUGCGUGUGAGAACUGCUCUGGUUCCAUUCUCACUACUACUCUCUAAUCUAUCAUAUGUAUCUAGCUGGAACAACCCCAUCAUAUCAAUCAAUGCAAUGGGAGUUUACUUCUAUCUCGUCUACAAUCAGAAACUCCUCAUUGCGCUUUAUGCCAUUUUGCUUUUCUUCUUUACUCUGUCCUAUGUUGUUAAGUGUGGAUACAAAGUUACAUCUAUGUUCGAUGACCCUGAGAUCAUAGUAGAACCAAAGCAAGUCUUCCGCGACAAAGUCCGAAACGUACUGAGCGCUGUGAUGAAAAUACAGACAGAGGGUGGUUUUGUAGCAGAUGCGUUGGAAAAGACGAUCAGUUUCUACCAAUGGGAGGAUGUUGAAGGCUGCAAACGUUUGGUGAUAGCUCUAUCGGCUAAAAUAGCAGGACUUAUCUUUCUGCCAAACGGUGUCGCUCAGCAGAUCGCUUUGUGUCUAUUUGGUUUCAUAUUCUUCAUUGAAAGACCUCUCUUUCAAAGAUUCCCAAGGCUGAAGAAGAAGUUCUCAUUUGCAUCAAAAUUGUGGUCUAGGCUGCCGAACCGGGCUGAAAAAGAACAAAGGCGCAUUGCCCAGACACGAGAAGAAGCAUUUCUCAUACACGAUUUAGAUUCAGCCUCACUCCUCAGUCUAGCAGAGUCAAGUAGAACUCAGAGGAGUCGCAAUGCCUCCCGAGAACGUCCAUCGGCGAGUGCGUCUAACGAAAUGGGCUCCGACCAUCCCAGGAUAAUCCGAAGCGACCAAGCUGGAACAUUGCAGAAUUCGAGUAACACAGAAGUUGGAUCACCGUCUUCAUCAAGACGGAAUACUUCGAAUAUCAGGGAGAUUUUGAAAAUCAACAGUUCGCUGAAAAAAUUGCUGGAAAUGUAUCAAAUUGACGACCAGCCGAUCCCACAGUUUGCGGAAGGGCUUGGAUGCUACUACAGUCAACGUUUUUGUCUCCCGAGAAGAAGCAUCCCUUUCGGCUUGCCGCGACUGGUGGCUGGAAAACUAUUCUUGACUGAAAACCAUUUGGUGUUCUGUGGAAAAUUCCUGAAGAAAGAAUCAUUUUUGAUUGACAUUGGUGCCAUUCGCAACAUCGAAUUGAAAGCCGCAGAGAAGGUUUCCAACUGGGCUCAAACAAUCGAGAUUCACACUGAAGAAGAAACUUUUAACCUUCACGUGGUUAUGAGCAAAGACAAGACCCAAGAGUUGUACACUUGGCUGAAGUCGCAGGUAGCCGACUUCGGUGUUCCGCUUCUCAGAGACGAAAGGUCUUCGACAGGUCAGUCGGAAGAUACUGUUGACGAUGCGUUCUUAUUUCCGGAUUCAAUGUCUGAAACUGAAACUAACUGAUUGAUAAUCACUAAUUUGUAAAUUAUUAAAUCUAACUAAGUUUACUGUAGAUAUUAUUUGAUUAAAAAUAUUUAGAAAUGUAAGUACUUUGAUUCGAUUACAUAUAAGAAAU
Messenger RNA from Symsagittifera roscoffensis, 2154 nucleotides. RefSeq names its product GRAM domain-containing protein 4-like. The transcript has 7 exons. Gene Ontology annotation, biological process: negative regulation of toll-like receptor 9 signaling pathway; apoptotic process. The record is from RefSeq and is a predicted model, not a curated record. The coding region runs from base 234 to 2042 and encodes 602 amino acids. NCBI's taxonomy places the organism in Eukaryota, Metazoa, Xenacoelomorpha, Acoela, Convolutidae.